Messenger RNA from Musa acuminata AAA Group (dessert banana), 3552 nucleotides. Its product is annotated as putative leucine-rich repeat receptor-like serine/threonine-protein kinase At2g24130. Gene Ontology annotation, biological process: protein phosphorylation. Lineage: Eukaryota; Viridiplantae; Streptophyta; Magnoliopsida; Zingiberales; Musaceae. The coding region runs from base 449 to 3412 and encodes 987 amino acids. Gene Ontology annotation, molecular function: protein kinase activity; protein binding; ATP binding. The record is from RefSeq and is a predicted model, not a curated record. The transcript has 2 exons.
UUGAUGACAUGAUUCGUAUCGAGUCCUCGACAAGUAAUUGCAAAGAAAGCAAGCUUACUAGGAAUUCUUUUGACAUAAAAAGCAUCAAGCGUUGACUAUAUAAGAUUCACAAGAUCUUGCUGUUUGCUCCACUCUAGCCAUGAGUGCAGGUGGAAGACAAAGAUUAGCCAUCCAUGAAGCGCACACUACAUUCAGCUUCCACUGAAGAGUAAGACCAGUUUCAUACCACACUUUUGUGUUUGAGUGUCUCAUCUAUUGUUCUUAUUUCUAUCGGUUGACUCGGAGUCAUUACAUUGAUCUGGACAUCCACUAAGCAGUUCACAUGUCAGUCCUUUCCAUUUCAGUCUCCACCAUUUUAGUUGGCACUCAUUAUGUGAAUUCAUGUGGAGUUCCAUGGCACCAUUGCUCAAGAAGAGUAUAGCAAGUCACAGUAACGAGUUUUGUCAAAAUGGAUUACUGUGCAGUUGUCUUAGCCAAACUUCUCCUCCUCCUCCUCCUCCUCUUCUCUUCUGUUCAUCCCUUCUAUCAGAGUGACACUAUUCAGAUCGAGCAAGUUGCACUUUUGGAGUUCAAGAAAGGCAUAGUUGUCGAUCCCGAAAACGUUCUUGGCAAUUGGAGUGAGAGCACCUAUGUCUGCUGGUGGAGUGGCAUCGUUUGUGGUAUGAAACCUGAAAGAGUGAUCAGACUCGAUCUUAGAGGUAAAUCUUUGGGAGGAACAAUCUCGCCAUUUUUGUCGAAUCUGUCUGGCCUUGCAUGGCUUGAUUUGUCCUUGAACUCGUUCCAUGGCCGGAUUCCAACUGAACUUGGAUCUCUGUCUCUGUUGAGCCUGCUUGGCAUGCAAGGGAAUACAUUACAAGGGAGGAUCCCCAAGAGCUUCGCCAUGCUUGCGAAGCUUCGAUACAUCGACCUCAGCAGUAACCAGCUUCAUGGCAGACUUCCCGUCAAGUUCUUGUACAAUUGCUCGCAGUUGAGCUACAUGGAUCUCUCCACUAAUCGGUUCACUGGUUUCAUUCCUCCACAGCUCGGAAACCAUCUUCCUCUUCUGCAGAACCUUCUUCUGUACUCAAACCAGCUCACUGGCAGCUUCCCAGCCUCUGUGUCUAAUUCGACGCUCAUGGAGGAAAUUGAUGUUGAGGACAAUUCCUUGAGUGGCAGAUUACCGUCAGAAACCUUGAUGCAAUUGUCUUUUCUGAAGAUUCUUCAUCUCUCCAACAACAACUUCUCCAGUGAUGAUCAGAACUCCAAUCUUGUCCCUUUCUUCAAUGCCAUCUCCAAACUGACUCAUCUGGAGGAACUUGAGCUGGCAGGGAACAACCUGGGAGGUAAACUACCUGCAUCUCUCGGCAAUCUAAGUGUUAAUCUGUCGGAAAUCGAUCUCCGAGGCAAUCACAUUCAGGGGAUGAUCCCAUCAGAGAUAUCCAUGCUUUCCAUGUUGAAUUGGCUGGAUCUGUCAAACAAUCUUUUGAGUGGAACUAUUCCAUUGGAAGUAGUUCUUCUGCCCAACCUACAAAGGCUGUGGUUGUCCAACAACUCCCUCUCAGGAGAAAUCCCAUCUCCUCCUCAUGCUGUAAACAACAUAGGGCUCUUGGACUUGUCGAAGAACAAGCUCUCUGGCCCCAUUCCUACAGCCUUAGCAAAUCUAACUCAGCUAAGAAGACUGAUACUUAAUGAGAACUUGUUAUCUGGAUCAAUACCUUCAAGCUUGGGAAGCACAAAACUGGAGCUCUUAGACCUGUCCUACAACAGGCUCACAGGAACGGUACCAGCUGAAGUUGCAAGCUUGAGCUCCAUGGCUAUCUAUUUCAAUCUGUCACACAACCUGUUACAUGGAGAACUUCCCAUGGAGCUGAGCAUGUUGAACAAGGUCAAGGAAAUCGAUCUGUCGUCGAACAACUUCAGAGGCCGCAUUCCUGCAAGUCUGGGAAGCUGUGCAGUGGUCGAGCUGGUGAAUCUUUCUCGCAAUCAUCUGCAAGGGCAGAUUCCUCAGUCACUGGGUAGCCUACUGAGCAUCGAAUCGCUGGAUUUGUCAUUCAAUCUCCUCUCCGGAGAAGUUCCAGCCUCGCUUCAGCACUGUGCCAGCCUCAGGCUACUCGAUCUCGCUUUCAACAACUUCAGCGGACCGGUGCCGCAGGGUGGUGUCUUCGACAUCUUGACAUCGGAAUGGAUCCAAGGAAACAAUUUCUGUGGGUCACUACCUGGCAUUCCCAGCUGCCAUCGCAAGAAGAGAAGCGCGAAACAUUCUCGCAAGGCCCUCAUACUGCUCGUAAGCGCCGUCACCGUAUCAGCUUUCCUGGUAACAAUCAUCUGCGCCACAGGUUACAUGAUCAUAAGAAAGAAGAUGAUCAAAAGAGAAGAUGGGGAUCCCGACAAGCUUUCUCUGCGCCUUUCAUCGAGUCACCCGAGAAUAACUUACAGAGAGCUUGUCGAGGCUACAGAAGGGUUCGAGCAAAGCCGAUUGAUAGGGUCCGGUAGCUUUGGACAUGUCUACAGUGGAGUACUGAAUGAUGGCACCUUAGUUGCAGUGAAAGUUCUGCAACUCCAAUCCGGCAACUCCACCAGAAGCUUCAACAGGGAAUGCCAUGUGCUGAAGAACAUCAGGCACAGGAACCUGAUGAGGAUCAUAACAGCUUGCAGUCUUCCAGAUUUCAAGGCCUUGGUGCUCCCAUUCAUGGCCAAUGGAAGCCUGGAGAGCCAUCUCUACCCGGCGGCAGAGAAGGCAGACUGCUCGCAGCUGAGCUUAGUGGAGCGGGUGAACAUCUGCAGUGACGUCGCUGAGGGCUUAGCUUACUUGCACCACCACUCACCAGUGAAAGUUAUCCACUGUGAUCUGAAGCCCAGCAACAUCCUGCUCAAUGACGACAUGACUGCCCUGGUAUCAGAUUUCGGAAUUGCAAGGCUGGUUAUGACCGUGGAAGAAGCAAACGCAGCAGACGAAGCAGCAUCCAACUCGACGGCCAACGUUCUCUGUGGAUCGAUCGGAUACGUUGCUCCAGAGUAUGGAUACGGUCGAGCCGCAUCGAUAAAGGGCGAUGUCUACAGCUUUGGAAUUCUGGUGCUGGAAACAGUGACCAGAAAGAGGCCGACGGACGGCAUGUUUGGCGAAGGUCUGAGCUUGCAGAGAUGGGUGAAGCAGCAGUACCGCAGUCGACUGGAGAGCAUCGUGGACUCGAGACUGAUGAGGGAGGCGUGCGAUCAGAGUCUGGAGGUGAGAAACAUGUAUGAGGUAGCGAUCGUGGAGCUGCUAGAGCUGGGUCUCGUGUGCUCCCAUGAGAGCCCUUCAGGUAGGCCAACCAUGCUUGAUGCUGCAGAUGACUUGGACAGACUGAAACAUUACCUUGGAGGUGAGACAACCGCAACCUUCACAUCCAGCAUUGGAGUCUCAUCAUCCAGCAUCACAACAGAUCCCUGGUAGUAGUCUCUGAAUGUUUCAAUUUUUUGUCCUUUUGGUGUGAACACUUGGAUUGCACACAUUUUGAUGUUGGAAGGUUUGGAUGUUGGUAGAUGAAUAUUUCCUUAUUGUUGAUCAGCAGUGUUGACUCCUUUACCUGAUCA